GUUGAGGGAUGUACGCUGGUGUGGUCAGAGUAGAGAAUGUUCAAAUAGGUUACUUUGUGGCAUUCUUCUGAGAACACCAACUGAUUUGUUGUUUGAUUUGCAAAAUUUGCAAAAAAGAUUUGCAAACUGAUUUGCAAAAACUCCACUUUUGGAUAUGCCUGUGUUUUUACUUAUCUUCCUUUGACUUUCCCCUUACUUAUACAAGUGGGUUCUUGUUUCUAAUAUCUUAUAUUCUUCUUCUGAAGUAUCUCAAGAAAAAUUAAAAACUUGAAUGUAAUGGCUGUUAUGUUCUGACUGGAAAUCAAAUUAAUGAAAGGUAGUCUCUGGCUUUUGCACAGUAUUGUAGAGUAUAAAUUGAGUCUCUGCAUUGUCUAAAACAUAGAAAAGAUGGCUCUUGAGGUUCCUGGAGGAGACAGUGGCUCUGAAAUGACUACAGAAAGGGGAUUAGAGAGGUAGGGGGUCUUGUUGAAUGGCAAGCCUUCUCUCGUUAAACUGUUUUUACUUGGUGACUGCCACAAAUAUUUAUCUGAUAGCUUCCGGAGGGUUAAGUAAACAAAAACAGUUAACAGCUGCAUACACCUAUAAAACUAAGUCUGCACUAUGCUUAUCCUUCACUAUUUGCGAUCGGUUCCUCUCUGUCUUCAUUGCUGAGACACUAGGAGACAGUGUGCUAUCCAACUAGAACUACCAAAGUUAGUAGUUAAUUUUAGAUAUGUUUUGAAAAAAACUAACCUUCAAAAAUAACCCUACAAAGGACACUUGACAAUCUAUUCAAAAGCUCUCUCCUACUAGAACAAAUGCAGUGAACACUAGUCUUUCAUCUAUGUUUACAACCUGGUCCAAAGGUUGCCAUUAACCCUCACAUGAAGUUGUCCGUCAUUUCCAUUUUGUAAGAGCUCUACAUUGCAGGUCUUACUAUACAGUGCAAGAAUCCAUCUUCACCCAGUGGGAUGUUUCAGAAUUACUCAAAGGUCCAUCCCUCCAUAUUUCAGACAGCUUGGAGCCCACACAGCAAAGAACAUCUCCCAAGACCGCAUUCCUCCUCAGACCAAUUAGAGACAUGCUGUAGUUAAAAUAGAUGAUGCUUUUAAACAUUAAAUGCCAGAUGUUUGUCAGGUAGUAAGAUUCUGUCAAACAUUCAAAAUGAAACGAGCACUACAAGGGUCCCCUAGUAUUGUUCUACCAGCUAGCCCACUCACUUUGUCACAAAAACAUUGCCACAAAGUAACUUUAAUGAUACUGCUAUUAACGUCAUCAUAGUGACAACAAUAUGUCAACAUGCUAAUGCUCUCCUCUGAGACCAUUUGAAGGAUCUGCCUUGUGGAGCCUCAUCGCUCAGCGCCUCAGCCUCCGGACCUUUUAUGGGACAUGAUGGCAUCUCAGAUGGGUUGGUCUGAUUCAGCCUGAGGGAGAUGGAGUCGGUCUCAAAAGAAUGGCUCCCAAAAAAGUAGAGCCCAAGAAGGAAGCAGCCAAGUCAGCUCCCCCUCCAGAACCAGAGAAACCCAAGGAGCCAGAAUUUGACCCAAAGGGCAUCGCAAUUGAGUUCACCCCUGAUCAGAUUGAAGAGUUUAAAGAGGCCUUCAUGCUGUUUGACAGAACACCAAAUGGAGAAAUGAAGAUCUCCUAUGCCCAGUGUGGUGAUGUCAUGAGGGCAUUGGGUCAGAACCCCACCAACGCUGAGGUCAUGAGGGUACUAGGCAAACCCAAACCUGAAGAACUGAACACCAAACUAAUGGACUUUGAGACGUUCCUGCCCAUGUUCCAGCAUAUUUCUAAGUCAAAAGACAGAGGCACAUUUGAAGACUUUGUGGAGGGGUUGCGAGUCUUUGACAAAGAAGGAAAUGGGACUGUAAUGGGGGCAGAGCUUCGGCAUGUUCUUCAAACAUUAGGGGAAAAGAUGACAGAAAAGGAGGUUGAGCAAGUGAUUGCAGGACAAGAGGAUGGUAAUGGCUGCAUCAACUAUGAAGCCUUUGUGAAACACAUCAUGUCAGGAUAAAUAUCUGAGGACCAAGUCCUGAGAGCAGUUAGGAUUUCAACAGUUCUGCAGCAUCUGGUCCUCACUCAGCAAAAUCCUGGAAAGCUGUUCCACUCAUUUGAAAUUCUCUUCUACUGCUGUCUUUUUUAUCUGUUUAUGUCUGAUGCUCUGAAUAAAUGAUCAAAAUAAAA
Molecule: messenger RNA, 2166 nt
Organism: Pygocentrus nattereri (red-bellied piranha)
Lineage: Eukaryota; Metazoa; Chordata; Actinopteri; Characiformes; Serrasalmidae
Gene: myl4
Product: myosin, light chain 4, alkali; atrial, embryonic
Exons: 8
Coding region: 1433-1996 (187 amino acids)
Cellular component (GO): myosin II complex
Molecular function (GO): calcium ion binding
Source: RefSeq, a predicted model, not a curated record